CACUCACCCCAUUACUCCUCUGUUUAUUUCUUCUCUUGAUUUCAUCACUAUCCCAACUGCAAGGACUCACCCCAAAAUGUGACGACGACGAUGACAACAACCACACCUCAACCCUCAAAGUGUUCCACAUAUUCAGUCCAUGUUCACCGUUUAAACCACAAACCCCAAUCUCAUGGGAACAAACCAUCCUCCAGCUUCAGGAAAAAGACCAAAAAAGGAUGGACUACCUUUCCAGCCUUGUCGCGAGGCGGUCGGUCGUGCCGAUCGCCUCCGGACGGCAGAUCACACAGAGCCCGACCUACAUUGUUCGGGCGAAAAUCGGUACGCCCAAACAGACGCUGCUCAUGGCUAUGGACACUAGCAAUGAUGUUGCUUGGGUGCCUUGUACUGGUUGUCUUGGUUGUUCUUCUUCCACGGCUUUUGCUCCUUCCAAGUCAACAACUUUUAGGAGCGUUCGUUGUGGUGCUUCUCAGUGUAAACAGGCACCCAACCCCAGAUGUGGUGGAAGCGCGUGUGCAUUCAACUUAACCUACGGCAGUUCCAGCGUGGCAGCAAGCUUGGUCCAAGACACAGUGACACUAGCCACGGACCCAAUUCCAGCCUACACCUUUGGGUGCAUUCGGAAGGCCACAGGGAGCUCAGUACCACCGCAGGGCCUAUUGGGCUUGGGCCGAGGCCCAUUAGCACUUUUGUCACAGACUCAAAAGUUGUACCAAUCCACAUUCUCUUAUUGUCUGCCCAGUUUCAAAGCCCUAAAUUUCUCUGGGUCUUUGAGACUUGGUCCUGUAGCACAACCUAAGAGGAUCAAAUUUACACCACUGCUCAGAAACCCAAGAAGGUCAUCACUUUACUAUGUCAACUUGGUUGCUAUUAGGGUUGGCCGGAGAAUUGUUGAUAUCCCGCCGCCGGCAUUGGCGUUCAACCCAACCACUGGUGCCGGCACCAUCUUCGAUUCUGGUACGGUAUUUACCCGGCUAGUUGAACCAGCCUACAUUGCAGUCCGAAACGAGUUCCGUAGAAGAGUUGGUCGGAAAAUAGCAGUGACAACACUAGGAGGGUUUGAUACAUGCUAUACGGUUCCAAUAGUUGCACCCACAAUAACAUUCAUGUUCUCUGGCAUGAACGUUACGCUCCCUACGGACAACAUCCUCAUACAUAGCACCGCCGGCGGCAUCACGUGCUUGGCCAUGGCUGCCGCGCCGGACAACGUGAACUCGGUCCUCAAUGUCAUAGCCAACAUGCAGCAACAGAACCACCGUGUGCUCUUUGAUGUGCCCAACUCAAGGCUUGGCGUUGCUCGUGAGCCUUGCACCUAAACUUUUUUUAAGAAAAGAAAAUGGUGACUAUUGGUCCAAAGUUUUCAUGAUUUGUCACACUUGUAUUGUAUUGUAUUGUCUAAUUGGAUUACAAGUUGGUGUUUGAGACGUUGCUAUUUGGUGUAUUCGUAUGGAUUAGGUUUCAACAUUGCCAAGGGUUUAUAGCUAAUUAUAUAGUAUAAGAUUAGUGAGAUGCUUUUAAUUUGUGUAAGGAAAUUACAUUUGUGCUAUGAGCAAGGUUGGAAGUUAAUUAAAUUGGUAGCUAUAAUAAAUAGUGUAUUAGUGUGUA
Molecule: messenger RNA, 1605 nt
Organism: Arachis ipaensis
Lineage: Eukaryota; Viridiplantae; Streptophyta; Magnoliopsida; Fabales; Fabaceae
Product: aspartyl protease AED3
Biological process (GO): proteolysis
Molecular function (GO): aspartic-type endopeptidase activity
Source: RefSeq, a predicted model, not a curated record